Messenger RNA from Carassius auratus (goldfish), 6140 nucleotides. Its product is annotated as nuclear GTPase SLIP-GC-like. The coding region runs from base 438 to 4439 and encodes 1333 amino acids. Gene Ontology annotation, molecular function: GTPase activity. NCBI's taxonomy places the organism in Eukaryota, Metazoa, Chordata, Actinopteri, Cypriniformes, Cyprinidae. The record is from RefSeq and is a predicted model, not a curated record. The transcript has 21 exons.
CAUUUUCUGUGAAGUCCACACCCCAAAAGUGAAUCAGCUCUUACGUCAGACGUCUCACUCUGCUCAACACAACAGUUGAAUCGACAGCAGUUUCCUGUCUUACAGACAUCAUCCUGAGAGAUAAAAGCUUUCAUUUUCUGUGAAGUCCACACCCCAAAACUGAAUCGGCUCUGACGUCAGACGUCUCACUCUGCUCAACACCACAGUUGAAUCGACGGCAGUUUCCUGUCUUACAGACAUCAUCCUGAGAGAUAAAAGCUUUCAUUUUCUGUUAAGUCCACACCCCAAAAGUGAAUCGGCUCUUACGUCAGACGUCUCACUCUGCUCAACACAACAGUUGAAUCGACACCAGUUUCCUGUCUUACAGACAUCAUCCUGAGAGAUAAAAGGGAACUUACUAAGCUGAGGACCUUUGGUCUGUAAGAGCAGAUCUGUCAAUGGCUUCACAGACCAUAAACUUCAUCACUUGGAAUGUUAAUGGACUUAGAAGACAAAGAGAUCAGAAAUUUCAAGAACUACAAAAUGCUGACGUUGUUUUUUUACAAGAGACACACAUUGGAGUAGGAGAUAUUAUAGAACUCUAUAAAGAUGAGUGGCAUAUUUUCUACACAAAGUACACCUCCUCCAGCAAGGGAACAGCCAUACUAGUGAGGAAAAGCCUAGAUUUUGAACACAUAAGCGAUGAAAAGGAUAACUGUGGAGCCUAUGUUGUGCUGAAAUGCAAACUGAAAGGUCAGCCAUACACUCUGGUUAGUGUUUACAACCAUCACACAGACACAAAAACCCUUGAUAAACUUUCAAGGUACCUGCAGUCAAUGACCACAGGACUGCUGGUGAUCGGUGGAGAUUUCAACACAGCUCUGAAUAGGUUCAUUGACAAAAAAUGGAACAAGAUUACAAAGAGUACUCAUAGUAAAUUGCUUUUAUUUGUGGAGAAGUUCAUGAAAUCUCUUCAGCUGGUUGAUAUCUGGAGAAGAAAAAACCCCAUGAAGCAGGAUUAUACGUACUACAUAAGAGACUCCCCUGUGUCCAGACUGGAUUACUUCUUCAUUCCAGAAGAAUGUAUGUGGCGUGUAAAAAGUUGUGAUAUAAGAGAUUUAGAAAUGAAUGAAAACAAAGACCACCAGCCUGUGUUUCUAGAGGCAAACAUUUCUGCAAUACCUUUUCAUAAAGUUUGCCAGACACAAUCAGUCUCCCAAUGGCGGAAUUUAAAAAAGGAUCUGACAUGUGAGACAAGUUCAUUACUGGGUGAAGAAAGCCCACAUGCAGUCAGUGAGGUUGAUAUUGUGUCAGCUGUUAAUUCUCUUCAAGUGUCAGACACACCGAGACCAGACGGCAUCCCAGUUUCCUUCUACAAAGACAACAUGCAGGAUUUAAUUCCAUUCAUAAAGAUGAUCUAUGACAGAAUCCACAGAGGUGUGUUUAACUGCUCUGAGAAACUCUUUAAUGAAACUGUGAAAAGUCAACAUGAUGAUAGUCAACACUUCUUUAACGUGGACUUCCUUAUCAUUGCAACUAUUCUGGCAAAACGUCUUGAAGAUGUCAUGGAGUCUCUUCCAAAAGGGCAAAUACCAAAAGAUUCGGCUACUCUCAUGAUCACUCCCAAAACACAUUAUGCUUUAAUAAGUUUAAGUCAUAUUAAGGAUGAGCUGGAACAGCACAAAAAUUCAAACCCGACUCUGAGCCAGGAUCUUCUCAUAAUAGAAAACCUCCUCAAUGAUGCAGAAGAAGAUUUUUCAGUGGAGAAAUACAAAGUGCUGCAUCAGAGUUGCCCUUUGACCCCAGGACUCAUUACACUUGCUCUGAAAAGCUAUGCCUCACAGUUAUUUGACAAUUUAGAAAACUUUGGGAUUUUUAUUUUCAAACAAAGUGUGAUAGUUUGCUUUCAACCUGAGGACCUAGAUAACGUCAAAGCUACUGUGAAGAACAGUGUUAGUGAUGUAUAUGAAAUGGAGAUAUUAUCCAGAGGAAAUGGUGAACUGCUUCAAUUAAACUGCUCAGGAAACGAUUUUAAGGAUGAAGACUCUAAUGACUGGUACAUAGAUACAUUUCAGAAGAACGAAGAAAAAUCAGCAGAAAUUUGCACUCAAUUAGAUGAAAGGGAUGCUGGGACUGAAUGUGAUGAAAAUGAAUCAAUGGAUGUUGAUUUAAGAUCAGCCAUUUGUGGAGCCCCAAAAGAAGAGAUGGAAGCAUAUCAUGGGAUGAAGAAGAAUACACCUCCACUGCUUCCUGUCCCAUCACAAUCUAGAACAAGUAAGAAAAAACAUGAUCAACUUCAAUAUGUUCUUUCCCCUCCAGGACUUUCCAUUGACCCUACAAUGGUUAGCCAAGGUAUUAAAAGAAAACGAGAUCACGAAUCAUCUGACAUGAAUAUAGAGCCACCACUGACAACAGAUAUGAUCAUGGAGAAUGCUAGACAAAUUCUGAAAAGAGUCGCUAAAAACUCCGAUCAAAUCAAUAUAGGCAGCAGGAAGAAGGCAACCAUAGGGAUUUUUGGAAAAUCAGGAGAAGGAAAGAGUUCCCUUUUAAGUGCAGUCUUGGGGAAAAAGAAUCUCUUACCGUCUGGUUGUUUUGGUGCCUGUACAGCUGUUGUUACUCAGGUGGAAGCCAAUCUGAAUGACUCCAACUACAAAGCAGAGAUCGAACUCUUUUCUCAAGAGGAAUGGGAGAAUGAGCUCAAAGAUCUUUUCAUAAAUAUAAAAGAUGACAGUGAGGACAGGAAUGAGGACUUGUUUGAAAUUGCUAAAGAAAAGAUCAAAGCACUGUACGGAGUUGAUGCAAACAAGAAAACGUUAGAAGAGCUCAAGAAUAAUAAAAAAUUUGCUGAGAUUAAAACUUUUUUGUCUAUCAGUAAGAAAAUAAUCUCAAACAGUAAUCUUUCUGAAUUUACCAACGAUGUUGCCAGUUACAUACAACACAGUGAGUUACGUCCUGGUGACUGGUACUGGCCGCUUGUGAAAAGUGUGACGAUCAUGAUACCAGACUGUCGUGAACUCCUGGAACACAUUGUGCUUCUUGAUCUUCCUGGGACUGGAGACUGCAACAAGAUUAGAGAUGACCUGUGGAAAUCUAAACUGAGGGAGUGCUCUUCUGUGUGGAUUGUAAGUGAUAUCAAACGAGCCACCACUGACAGAGAUCCCUGGGGGAUAUUAAAGCACUGCAUUGAAGAACUGGGACCGGGAGGAAAAUGCAAAAAGAUCAACUUCAUCUGUACAAAGACUGAUGAUAUCAAUACAGAAGCCUAUAUUAGAUGUGCAAAUCUCAAAAUAGACACAAUCUCUGAAGACAAGGGAAAAACAUGCAUACUUCAUAGAAAUGAUCAGGCCAAGACAAUAGUCAAAGAAAAGUUUGAAGAUUCUGAAAUCAAGAAAAUAUUCAUUACUGACAAUCAGUUUCAAGUUUUCACUGUAAGUUCCAAUGCGUUCUUUGACCACAGUUUAAAUCUGGAAUCAAGUGAAACAGAAAUCCCAAAGUUGCAAGAUGAUCUGAGGAAUCUUAACAAGAGCAUUAACAGAGAACUGACUAGAGAUUAUGUCAAUAAAGUAAAGGGAACUUUGCUCUUAAUUCAAAGUGGCCAGCUGGAUCCAGACAAGAAAAUGAUUGAAAUGAAAGUCAACACCCUUACAAAAUUUGAGGAGAAUCUAAGGAAGUCACUAAUUGAACUGGACAAAUAUUUUGACAACAUUUCUAAUGUUCUGGAGCAACAUCUCUCAAAUGGAGUGGACGAAUCUGUGCAAUUAUGUGUUGCUUCCACAAAGGCAAUGAUAGCACCUAAUAAAGAUGGAAGGGGUUUCCAUAAAAUCCUUGGAGCUUUGUGCAAAAACUAUGGAUGCUAUUGGUCAAAAAAUCGGGAUGUAGUUCGAGACCUGAACAAAACUUUGGCCAAGUAUUUGCACAAACACAUUGAUGAGGAUUUCUAUCAAAUUUUUCCUGUGACUGGGAAAACAGGGAAGUCAGUGCAGGAACAGAUUGAUAAAUUCAGUAUCAUCCAGAGUGACUCUGCUUACCCCAGCUGUGACAUACUAGAUAACAUUCAAAACUUCAUCAAAAUAGAGGAAACCAAACUGAAGGAAGCACUCAACAGAGACAUUGUUGACAUGAAGAUGGACAUCUACUCAUCAAUCAAAAUAACCAUUUUGAAUCAAAUGGCUUCUUGCUAUCAGCAAGCUGCAGCUGUGACAGGAAUAGGAUCCAUGAAGAUGAGGCAAGAACUGUUAAUAUCCACAGUCGAUAAAAUAAAACAAGACAUGUUCAACGAAGCAAAAGUGGAAGUGCUAAAAAAGUUGAAUAACUUGAAGCUGGACAUAAAGAGUGCUCUUGAAACCGGACUACAGGAAGCAAUAGAACGCUCAAAAUCAAAAACCAGCAACAAUAAACGGAAGGAUGUCUCCAGAGAGAUUGAACAGCUGGAGAGACUUCUAGACCAACUGUAUGACUGAUGCUCAACAAACAACAAGAAGCCCAAGAAAAACGGCACAAAUCACGAAAGAAGCGUAACAACUGUGGAACAAGUGUAACACAUUUUCAGUCAAUUUUUACAGCAAACAUUUUAUAUUAAGUGUGUUUAUUUUUAUGUGGUGGAAGAUUCAUUUUCAUAAAAUUUCUGAAUUUUGGGUUUUAUAUUAGCUAGGGUUGCAUGAUACACAAACUGUAUAGCCUGCUUAUUUGUUGUUUUUUAUUAUAACCGUUUUAUAGCGAAACAUGAAAGUACAUUAAAAACGUAGCUGUCUAAUUUUCAAGAACCUUAAUACAUUUCUGUCAGGACCAAAUGAUUUAAGUUUGGAGUGGGGAUAUGGUUCUGUUCUGGGUAAAAACUCCCUGCCCAUCCAUGCAACUUCAUGAAUAUGAGAGGAGAGAGCAGAACAUCAAACAGAACAUGAUGUAGCAUAUAUAAUUAAUGUUCUUAACGACAUUUUAGUGUGACAACAUUAUUCAAGAUAAAAGGAGUCUGAUUCAGGAAACAAGGAAUAUCAGAAAACCAGUCUUGACUGUGACAAGAAGCGGGGCUGGGGAUGGAGAGUGGGAAAUUUGCUUCUGAGCAACUGAUAAAGAUCCUGAAUGAUACGGAAUAGACCUAAAAUGCCGUGGUAGGCAUCAUAUUCCUAUAGGUAAAUGAUAAGUAUGUAAAGAUUCCAAUCGAUUCAGAUCCUAAACAAAUCGCGAUUAAUUUAGGGGUAGGAGUAUAUAUGUAUGUGAAUGUGUAGGAGUUUAUAUGUAUAAUUUGAAUGUAUGUCUUUAGAAAAGUUUAGAUGGUAUUUGUUAUUUUCCUCUUGACUCUGUGUAAUGCAUAUUAAAGUUCAUAAUUGCAGCGCUGCUUCGUUUACAGCAAAAACCAAAGAAACGCUUAAAGCGCCACCUGCUGGCAGAGAGUGACUCUGCGUCUCAUUUUUUAUGUAUAGUUUAACAAAACUUCAGUCAAGCCUUUCUGUUUUUGCUUCAAAAUUUCGAAAUUAAACAAUCUAAAUUACAUUAAAAACUGCUCAUGUUACAUGUAUGCACAGCAUCUUUGUUUGGGCCAUGAUUAAAAUGCAGAAGUUACAGAUCAAAACCUAAUUUUUAAUAUAGAUUUAUUUUAUUUGUGUUAUUUAUUUUAUUUGAGGAUAGCUUUAAAAUUUCAAUUAAGUCUUGUUAUUUACAUUUACAUUCUAUUUAAAUUUUGUUAGUGAGCACAUGGUUUAUCCAGAGCGUCUUACAAAUUAGGUAUAGAAAUCAAAACCAACAAAAGAGCAAUAAUAUGCAAGAGCUAUAUUAGCAUAUUAUUAGUCACAAAUAAAUUUACAGCAUUUUGCCCAAUCAAUUAUAAAAGGACACAUUUAAUUAAUAAUUUAUCUUAAAUAUCAUUUUGAGAGAAAAAAAUCAUGAAUCAAAUCAUGAGUUCAGUAAAUAAUUACAUUCCUAAUAGAUGAUUGUUUUCCCGUUCAGUUUAUAUAGUGCAUAUUUAUAGUUACACUGCAAAACAUAACAUAAUAUUAUUAAUAUUAAUAACAUGACUAUAUCUGUAGUUAGUAUUUAUUAAACAGGAAAGGGAAAUCCUGCCCAUGCUAAGCCUUUAGCAUUUAUUUGAUCAAAAAUAUCUAUAAAAAAUGUAAUGUGUUAAAUUUAUUGUAAUGUGGCUGUAAAGACUUAUAUCGUUUUGUUUU